GGGGAGGCGAACGUUGAAGGCGUCCAUAGGCAUCCCCGGGUUUCGGUUCUCACGGCUGCUUCGAAGGCCAUGGGCAGCGGAGGCUCCGUGGAGGAGGAGGAGACACCAGGCCAGACGAACGCUUCACCGGCAAGAAAUGAGAGCUCAAACCAGAAGGAGCGCUUCUCAGCAGAGGCUCAGGACCCGCGUGACACAAGCCAGCUCUCCAAGUACUUCAAGAAGCCCUACAUUGAGGGGCAUAUCUUCUCGAGCUCGUUGUAUCAUGAAGAUGCCAUUGGUGAGCUCGUUACUUACAGGUAUGAUGCGCCUGACGGCCCCAUUCAGGUGUGGCAAUAUGCCUUUGAUCUUCGAAGCUUCUUUCCAGAUGCCUUAGAAAAGAGCAAGGGCGAGGCGCUCGUGUUGUACCACUACACAAACGAGUUCUGCUUUCAAAAUGUUGCCAACGUGGAGCAGAUGUCGGCGACAAUUUUUGCCUCCCUGGUUGACGAGCGAGCGCACUUUGGCAAGGGAGUAUAUGCCACGCAGCAUGAGCCUGCCCAUUGGAAGGAAAGGGUCCGAGUUCUGCUGAACAACUACAGCAAUGAGGACCCAUGGAGGCCAGAUCUGACAGAUGCGGAAAGCAAGCGAGUGGCGCAGGAAUGGGGUGACCCCAAUCCCCAACACAAAGACACGGCGCACCCCCAACAUCGGGCUGCGUUUUGCUUGCCCCUCAUCGUGCCCCAAGUCUUGGCCUACAACAUCUUCCAGCGACAGACCCCAGACCUGAAGUCCAAGGGCGUGGCCUUGGGGCAGGAUUGCAAAGGCAGAAAGGUGGAUGACAACCGAGAUGUGUGGGUGGUGCAACUGGCAGAGGCCGGCGAUGCCGGCGCCGGCAAGAUGGGCAAGGCAUGCGCUUGCAGCUACUCCGAAAGUCAAGAGGAAACACGGAUGUGGCAACCCUGGCUUGCAUCCACACUUUGGCCCGCAGGCUGCACGGGCGCGGUCAACUUGAUGAGGCAGAGGACCUGUACAUGGAAGCGGUCGAGGCAAACUCGAAGAAGCUUGGAGAUGACCAUCAACACACUCUACGGAGCUGCACCAACUUGGCAGGUUGCAUGCAUGCCAAGGGAAACUUGCCGAUGGCGGAGCAGUUCUACCGCCAUGUCUUCAAGGUCCGCACAAAGGCCCUUGGUAAACAUCCAGACACGGCCAAAAGCAUGGCUAACUUGGCCAGUGUGCUCUCUGACAUGUCCCAGCUCGAGGAGGCGGAAGACUUGGCCCGUCGUGCUUUGAAAAUGAGGCAGGAGACGCUGGGCCAUGCGCAUCAAGACACAUUUGCCAGCAUCAACAACGUGGGUGUGCUGCUUUUUACGCAGGGCAAGCUGGCAGAGGCGCAAGAUCUCUUGCAGAAGGCCCUGAAAUCUGUCCGAGACACGCUCGGCAGCACCCACCCCAGGAGCCUCGACUGCAUGUCCAACUUGGCGGCGGUUCUGAAGCAGCAGGGCCAGACCUCUGCGGCGGAAGCGCUAUACCGCGAGGCCCUGCCCGCCUGUCGCGAGAAGCUCGGAGAGGAGCACGAGGCCACGAUCGCCACCAUGAACAACCUGGCAAAUCUCUUGGGAAAUAAGGGCUCCGCAAAGGAGAAACAGGAAGCGGAGCAGCUAUUCAACCGGGCCUUGGCGAUAAAUCGCGCCACUCUGGGAGACACCCAUCCCCACACCCUGAGCACCCUAAACAACAUGGCGUCUAUGUAUACACAAAGCGGGGAGUUUCAAAAGGCUGAGCCGCUGGCCCGUGAGGCUGUGAAAGGCCAGCGUGCAACUCUGGGGGACAUGAGCCUCAGCACCUUGUGCAGCAUCCACAAUUUGGCAUGUAUUUUGGAUGGCCAGGGCAAGACUCAAGAGGCACAGAAGCUCAUGCGCGAGGCGCUCAUUGGCUACAGCAAGAAGUUGGGGGAGAACCAUCCCCGGACUCGCAACGUGGCUGAGAAGCUUCAACGAUUGGGAUCAGGGCCGAUGCAAUCAGGGUCGAUGCGUGCCGGAAUAAUGGGACAGGCGCGUGUGGAUUCGCCAGACCUGUCCGAAUUGAUGGGCAGGCAGGUGGGAUUCGGAGAGCCUAUGAUGGACCCACGAAUCUUGCAGGCUAUGAUGGGAGGUCAGCUCGCUGGUUUCUCUCCCUUUGGGGAUGAGGCUGGAAUGGAUCCACGUAUCAUGCAGGCCAUGAUGGCGCAAGGAGGAUUGGGCUUCUCAGACAGGGACGAGGAGGCUAUGAUGGGAGGUCAGCUCGCUGGUUUCUCUCCCUUUGGGGAUGAGGCUGGAAUGGAUCCACGUAUCAUGCAGGCCAUGAUGGCGCAAGGAGGAUUGGGCUUCUCAGACAGGGACGAGGAGGCUAUGAUGGGAGGUCAGCUCGCUGGUUUCUCUCCCUUUGGGGAUGAGGCUGGAAUGGAUCCACGUAUCAUGCAGGCCAUGAUGGCGCAAGGAGGAUUGGGCUUCUCAGACAGGGACGAGGAGGCAAGUCGCGAGCGCUCAAGGAUCAUGUCGCACAUCUUCAAUCCGAAUUUCUGACGCGCAGGGUAGGUGACUUUGUAAACCAUGCCUUUGGUCAAUACCAAGGCGUUGGACCCGGUUUGUUCCAGCGAUAGGCUGUUAACUCGAUGUUCUUCAAGUUCGUCGAACGAGGAAUAGUAGGAGCAGUUGCCAGCCAAGUGUGCUUUUGUUCGAUUCACGGCAUCAGCGUACGUCUAUUACUAGAGGAGUCGACGACGGUUUCAUAGCUGCUGAUUGCGAUAGAAGCUAGGUUGACUGCUUUUAUUGCUGCUGCUGCAACUGGAUUUGGGAUGGUCCGGGCAACGCUUUUGUGCUGUGUUUGCAAUGUGACUUGCCGCGGGUUCACUCUUAUGCGCUGUAUCCAUGUGCUGUUUAUGCCACGUGGAUCAAGCUGGGUUUGUUUGGCUUCCUUUUGCCGUUCUGAACGCAUACGUUAGGCUGGUGUCCCAUCAUCCGCGGCUGGGACGGAGCCAUAGCUUGCAAAACACUCGGUGGCA
This is a messenger RNA of Effrenium voratum, 3022 nucleotides long. Lineage: Eukaryota; Dinophyceae; Suessiales; Symbiodiniaceae. The record is from the annotation of a GenBank genome assembly.